CAAGAGAGACCAAAGUCCACCUGGUAAUCGUCCCAACAUGAGUGGUCUGGGAAUUGUCCUGGUGGGGAAGAACAUGUCAGAAAACAACAGAGUGGGAAACUUAAUCUUUGAUAAAGAUGUGUUUGGAAAGACAACACAACUUGAUGUAGAGACAAUGAGUGAAUCAGUGGAGGGAAGGAACAUCACAGUCAUUAAUACAACUCACCUGCUCGAUCCAGACCUCACAUUACAACAAAUGGCACAUAACGUGUCCAAGAUUUCUCCUUUAGAGCCUUAUGUGAUCAUACUGGUGCUGCAGCACAAUGAUUUUACUAAGAAGAAUAGAGACAGAUUACCUUCAUUGUUGAACUGCUUUGCUGAGCAUGCGAUGAAGCGCACAAUGAUUCUGACUACUGAUGACAAGAAACGCUACACUAAACAUAGGUCUGAAAGUGAUUAUAUUCAAGAAAUAUCUACAGAAUGUGGAGGAGGAUGCUUUCAACUUACACAAACUACGCGGCAGUCUCAAAUACUUCGAAAAAUGGAUAAAAUAAUCAGUCAUGGUGUAGUUAAAGAGACACAACAGGUCACAUCACUGCAUGAAGAAUACAGCAAGAGCCAAAGACGACUAAGUCAAAGUGAAGAACAUCCUAACAUGAGUGAUCUGAGGAUUAUUCUUUUGGGGAAGGAUGUUUCAGAAAACAGCAGAGUCAGAAACUCCAUCCUGGGAAUAGAUAUGUGUGAGAGUGAUGUACCUACAAAGCAGCACAAUAUGACGAUGAUUGGUGGAAAAAUGAAGGACAGACACAUCACGGUCAUUAACACUCUUCAUCUGCUGGAUCAAAACAUCUCAAAUCAUCAGAUCGAACAGACAGUGAGAGAAUGUGUGUAUGUGUCUGCUCCAGGACCGCAUGCAUUCAUAAUCAUACAGCAGUAUAAAAACUUAACUCAGGAGGACAUGAGAAGAGUGAAUUUUGUGCUGAAAAAAUUCAGUGAAGAAGCGAUUAAACGUACCAUUGUUCUCAUGACUGAUAAAGGGACAAUGUCGCAAACGCAUACAGUUACUUAUCAGUUUAUAAAGGAGUGUGGAGGAGGACAUAUGGAGUUUGAAAAAGAAAACCCAGAAUGGCAAUCUGACAUAUUCAAGACGGUUGAUAAGAUAAUUCAGGAUUGCCAGGAAAAAUAUCUUACAUGUGAUAUAUAUGAAGAUGUUAAAGGAACAUCAGUGUAUGAAGAGCAAAGUCAAUCUCAUGGUUCAGUCAGAUCAGAGGAAAAAAACAAAGAGUGUUCUUAUUACAAAGAUGAUGGAAAACCUGAACAGAGCGAGAGAAAUGAAGAAAGUCCAAUUGAUGUAAGAGAGUGGAUUCGCUCCAACUUGUCAUCAAAUUUCUCUGGAAAAAAGAAGCUGAACCUGGUGUUGUGUGGAAGUGAUUCAACAAUUAACGUCUCAGUGUCCAAACUUUUACGAGGAAAAUAUACAAAACACUCACAUCACAGAGAGAGCACUGAAGAGUGUGUAAAGAAAAAGCAUAAGAUUCAUGGUCGUCUGAUCCAUCUGGUGGAGCUUCCAGUUCUCAAUCUACUCUCAGAAGAGGAAGUGAUGCGUCAGACUCUCCACUGUGUGUCUCUCUGUGAUCCUGGAGUUCAUGUUUUCCUCAUUAUUAUUCCUGCUGGUCCACUUACUGAUGGAGACAAAGCAGAAAUAGAGAAGAUCCAGAAGAUUUUUUAUUCCAGAGAGCAUUUUAUAGUAAUGUUUAUCAAGGAUGUCACUGUUAAACGACCAGUGACAAACUUUAUAAAAUCCAGCACAGAAUGUCAGAGGUUAAUUAGUCGUUGUGGAGGUCGAUACUGUGUGAUGGCUUUAAAAGAGCAUGACGACUCACAACAGAUCCCAGAACUACUGGAUUAUAUAGAGAACAUGAAGACUGAACCAUAUUCACAACAGACAUAUGUGAAAGCUCAAAAGAACAGAGUCAGACAUCAAACAGAAGAGAAAUAUGAAGAGAAACUGAAGAAAAUGGAGGAUAAAAUCAAAGAUUUAAAGCAGAAGAUUCAGUCAGGUGUUUCAGGUUCUGAAUGUUCAGAUGAUCUGGAGAGUUUGAGGAUUGUGCUGAUUGGAAGGACAGGAAAUGGAAAGAGUUCAACAGGAAACACUAUUCUGGGAAGAAAUGAAUUUGUGAGUCAAGCAAGCAUGGAUUCAGUGACAACUGUUUGUCAGAAGGGAGUUGGUGAAGUUGCUGGUCAAUCAGUAGCAGUUGUUGAUACUCCAGGUCUCUUUGACACGACACUGACAAAUGAACAAGCAGUGGAAGAAAUAGUGAAAUGUGUUUCACUGUCAUCACCUGGACCUCAUGUGUUUGUCAUUGUGUUGAGUGUGGGGAGAUUCAUUCAGGUGGAAACAGACACUGUAGAUCUGAUAAAGAAGAUUUUUGGUCCAAAAGCUGCUCAGUUCAGCAUUGUUCUGUUCACUAGAGGAGACGAUCUUGAGGGUGAAUCUAUAGAUAAAUAUGUGGAGAGAGGAAAGAAUGCUGAGGCCAAGAAACUGAUCAGAGAUUGUGGAAACAGAUUCCUGGUUUUCAAUAACAGAGAAAAACAAGACAAAACUCAAGUGAUUCAACUGUUAGAGAUGAUAGAAGAGUUGAAAAACACUAAUGCUGGUCGAUACUUCACUAACAGCAUGUUUGAGGAGGCAGAGAUGUCCAUUAAAAAGAGAAUGGAGGAAAUACUGAAAGAGAGAAAAAGAGAAAUUGAGGCUCAAAAUGAGGCAUUAAAAGCGAAAUAUGAGCUACGAAUGAAAAACCUAAAGGAGAAACUCAAGGAAGAGAAACAAAGAGCAGAUGAAGAGAAAAUGAAAAUGCAGAAUCAAUUCAGAGAAAAAGAGGAAAAACUCAGAAAGGAGUCUGAAGAAAAAGAGAAAACAGAACAGAAGAAAAGAGAGCUUGAAAACCAGAAACGGUCAGAAGAGGAACGACAGCAAAAAGCUGAAUAUAAUCAAAAAAUAGAAGAAAUGAAGAGAGAGAUUGAAAAUCAGAGAUCACAGUAUGAAAAACAGCAAAAAGAAAGACAGGAUGAAGAUAGAAAGAGAGAGGAGAAAUACAGACAAGAUCAAGAAAAGAUGAAAAAUGAACAAGACCGUAUUAUAACAGAAAAAGAGGAAAUUAAACAACAGCAGAAAAAAUGGGAGGAUGAAAAGAAACAACAGAUGAGAGAACGAGAAGAAGAAGAAAGAAAGAGAAAAGAGAAACAUGAGGAACAACUGAGAGAAAAACAAGAAGAACUGGAGAAAAUGAGAAGGAUAUUUGAAAGAGAGAAAGAAGAAGAAAGACAGAAGAUUGAGGAGGAGAGACAGAAACAGAGAAGAGAGAAAGAAGAAAAAGAGAGGGAAUAUGAAGAAAAGAAACUGGAAACAAAAAGAUAUUAUGAUCAGCUGGAGCAAAAGAGAAAAGAGGAGUGGGAGAAAAGAAAACAAGAUGAUGAUGAGAGACGAGAAGAAGAGAGAAAGAGAUGGAAGAAAAUGAUUGAAGAUCUGAAACAACAGCAAGAAAAAGAGAUUAAGAAAAGAGAAAGAGAAAGAAAAGAAAGAGAUGAGAAACAGAGAGAUGAAAUGAAACAGAAAUAUGAAGAAGAAAUAAAAUUCAUAAAGAAGAAACAUGAAGAUGAAGCCAGAAAAAAAGCGGAGGAAUUUAAUGAAUUCAGAGAGAGAAAAGAGCAGCACGUUCAAGAUCUCCAACAUAUGCUGGAAGAACAUAAGAAACAACAGGAAUUUCUGGAAAAACUCUAUCAACACUUUAAAGAUAAGAAAAGUGAAGAAGUGAAAAAUCUUAAAAAGGAUAUUGAAGAUUUAAAAAAGAAAUGGUGUAGACUUAUGUGAAACUGUCAUGUUCAAUAGCCAAGCAUAAAUUACACUUUUUUUGGGUAAGUUUAGUUUUGUGAAUGAGUGCCAUCAGAAUGAGAGUCUAAACAGCUAAUAAAAACAUCACAAUAAUCCACAAGUAAUCCACACCACUCCAGUCCAUCAAUUAACAUCUUGAUAAGACAAAAGUUAUGUGUUUAUGUGCAUUUAAAAGUCAAUAAUCCAUAAUAUUGCUUUCUUCAAUGAAAAAGCCCUAAAAAUAAUGAUGUUUUCAG
Labeo rohita (rohu) is the source of this 4107-nucleotide messenger RNA. RefSeq lists its product as uncharacterized. Lineage: Eukaryota; Metazoa; Chordata; Actinopteri; Cypriniformes; Cyprinidae. Gene Ontology annotation, molecular function: GTP binding. Bases 38 to 3850 code for a protein of 1270 amino acids. The transcript has 8 exons. The record is from RefSeq and is a predicted model, not a curated record.